Folsomia candida is the source of this 3433-nucleotide messenger RNA. RefSeq names its product regulator of G-protein signaling 9-binding protein A-like. NCBI's taxonomy places the organism in Eukaryota, Metazoa, Arthropoda, Collembola, Entomobryomorpha, Isotomidae. The coding region runs from base 918 to 1934 and encodes 338 amino acids. The record is from RefSeq and is a predicted model, not a curated record. The transcript has 9 exons. Gene Ontology annotation, cellular component: neuron projection. Gene Ontology annotation, biological process: G protein-coupled receptor signaling pathway.
UAUCAGAGUGGACAUGGCCAGCCAACGAACCAAAGACUUGUUGAACAGUGUAUGUAGUGGAGUCCUUUAUUUCUGCUCGUUAUUUGUAUCGAGAGAAAGUUGUGGGGCAAACGUACGUCAAAAAGUAGUAGUAAUAUUUAGCUCCCUCAAACACAUUGGUCAAUUUGCCAUGUAAUACAUACUAACAGUACUUCACCCUAUGAAUAGAUUGGACUUGUAAAAGUUCACUCCCUUCGGAAUAUAAAUGGUGACACGACAUAAGGAACAAUGAGGAAUAAUAUAAUAAUCUCAAAAUUCUUUCCCAUCAACUUCAUUUACAUGUCCGCGUGGAACGAUUAACUGUUUUCAAGAUGUAGGUCUAAUUCACAGAAUUAUUGCGCUAUCCAAAAUUUUAACAACCAUGUCGAGUAAGACUUCAGAAAAUUUGUAGCGUGAUUAGUACAGUGAUUUAUUGUAAGACCACUUAUACUGUGAAAUAAUUUGGCAUGAUUGUUGAAUUAAUGACUUAUUUAUAAACAUAAUUCAUAUUGUGUUUGUGCUUAUUUUUGAUAUUGAGAGUGUGAGAAUAGAGAUCUGCGUGUGUUUGGGCAGUGUCAUGCCUUGUCUGCUGGAGGUGUGGCUCUCGCACGUGUUCCAUUCAGAGCAAGUCAUCUGUCGACGGGGCAGAAAUAGUUUGUCGUCAUUUUCCUCACCACUUCCACCCAAAACGAGAUUAGAGAUUUCCUUAUCAUGGGGUUACCAUCAAGUAUUUUUGGCAUUGUUGACAACUGCUAAAAAAGUAGAAAUCGCCAAAGUCUUCACCACGAACAUAACUCUACGAGGAGAAAAUUGGAAGAAAUGCAAGCAUUUAAUAAUAAGCCCACUUCCGCUCUUUCCCACGGCCCUUUUUAAGGGAUACUCUCUCCCCUCGUGUGUACAUGUGGAGGCGAGAAAGCAUUGGAGCUGUUAGUGUCGUAGUAGGGGAAGUGGGCGUGUCCAGCACCACCAGCGCCCAUCACCCCACUGACGCCAACACCCAGUGGAAUCGCCACCACCACCACCAUCAUCACCAUCCCAUCCCCCGACGCUUCGACUCCACCGAGUUGGCUGACUCACCGGUACGCCACGAGGCUGUCAAGUUGGUGCGUGAGCUCAACAGAGCUGUGGCUGGUCAUGUAGCGUUGGCAUCUCUUUUGGGUGGGAGUGGGGACGGUCCACACCUCCGAGAUGAACUACGCCGAGCUCGAAGAACUGCUCAGGAAGCCGCCGCCGCCGCCAAGUCCACAUUACUUCCAUUCCUCCUGGAGAGCGGAUUUGAAAAGGAGAGGAUGGAAUUGGUGGUUGGGAUGGAACGCCUUUGGUAUUUGGUCCUAUGUUGUCUCGACGCCUUAGACAUGUCUAUGCAACGUUGCCUAGCUCUCCUACGAGAGUUUUCACUCGCAGAUGGGGGGAACAAUGUAGUAAUCCACACGGGAAUAGAAUGCCCUAAUCACCUGGUCACACGGUCAGCCACCAAUACUCAAGAGAAAGCAGAGAUGAAUGUGGACGUCAAAUGUAGGGAUAGGAUUUCGCUGGAAGGGGUGGAGGCGUCGCAGUUGUGCAAAGAAUUGUUCGAGUUGCGGGCUCAACUGACCGAGCUGAAGACAACGGUGGAGCUGCGAUCCCUCUCAGUUCCCGAUUUUGACGACAUGAAUGAUUCCUCAAAGGCUGGACCCAGGCGAACCGACACUCUCAUAAGCAUCAACGGUACGGAUGGGAUGGGUGCGAGUGGGGGCAUGGGCUCACCAUCAUGCUCCAUCCCAUCCGACGACAAGGAAUCCUUGGAGUCAGAUGCUUCCCAAGGGACGGGAAUAACAAAUGCUCAACGCAGAUGUGUGUGUUGGAUAUUAGGGGUGAUGGUGGCCAUGUUUUUCCUGGCCAUGAUUCUAGGUGUGUUCAUCGCCUUGUUUUCGUGAUUAGAGGCCCCCGUAGGAAAACCCAUUUCAGAGUCUAGUCGCAUCAAGCCAUCAGGAUCGAGCAACAGAGUCUUGUCGUCAGGUAGAAACAAUUCCAACAACGUAUUCUCGUCACCUCCCGCACCCUAUUACCCAGUGUACCCCCCACCCGGGGGCAGCAGCAACCCUGCUUCCGACUACCACCGCCCACACCCUGCCGACCUUAAUUUCAAAGUCUCCUUCGGACCUUGGAUGAAGAAACACCAUCACAAGCAGCAGCAGAACAAGGGCAAGCACAACAUUAACUCCACCACCACCAAUUCAAAGAAACACAAUUCUUCAGUUCUUCUCAGUUUUAGUGAGCAGCUCAGAAAAAUACCCAAGCCGAAUUUUGUCACAACCGAUAUUAAUCAAUCCAAGCAAACCUCAAAUUUUAAGAAUAUCUCGUCGCCAAGUAUUCGGCCUACAGAAGAAAAUGAUGGAACAAUGAGUAAUAAUAACCCACAUUCCAUGAACGUCUUUAAUAAUGCUCAAAAACUGUUUCCUAGAGGAGAGACUGGUCCCAUACACACCAAUCCAGAAAACGACGACAAAGACUCUGACGACGACGAUGCCAGUGCGAGAAAUGAAAGGGAUUCCUACGGGGGUGAAUUGGACCUCAGCAACAGUAGUCGUACUACUUUAUACAAACUAAAUAGUGAUGAUCACGUUCUUACUUCUACUUCUAUUCCUCUUGAUAGUACUGUUGAGUCUAGGUCUCUUUUUGCAAGUAGUGACAAUAGUAAUUUCAAUGGUAUUAUUCCUCAUGAAGAUGGCCGUAUGGGAAAAAAUAAGGACCAUUUCAAGGCAGAUAGGCCUCAAUUUCGGCAUCAUCAUCAUCGUCAUAUUCACAAUAAUAUUGACAAGUUUAUGGUCAAAUCAGACAGGAAAAGACGUCAUCAGGCGCAUAGAACUAUUGUAGGAUUUUCUCUUUAAUAAUAAGGUUACAAUAAUAAUUAAUAAUAAAAAACAUUUCACCUUAAUCAACCAAAACUUGUAAAAAAUGUUGCCAAUUUAAAAUAUCUAUUUGGAUUUUGGAUUGCAACAUUUGUGAUUUAUCUACGGAAGCUACUUAAAUAUUAGAUAAUGCGCUAAAACUACAUUAUUAUUAUAAACGCCACAGUUGUAUUCUGGUCUGAUCUAAGCGUACUAAAUCUUCACUUUAAAAACUCAUCAAAUUCAAUCUACUCAAAUACUAAAUUGACAUAAAUAUCUGAUGAUGGUGGUACAUACUUACAUAUUGCUGAUGCCUGGCAGAAUAAUUGAAUAAUAUUUAAUUGGUUAGUCGUUGUUGAAGUUAACUAAAUACUUAAUAUGUGAUACAUGAAGGGAAAUGAUGAAAACAGAGGGCUGACAAAUGGGUGCAUGAGACAUGGAAGUAAAUAAGAUGUGUGCAUUCAAUUUGUGUAAACUAUGUUAGCUCAACGUGUAUGUUGAAAUAUAUUAUGUUACGUUGUUAUAAUAAAUCAAAAUGAGAUAAC